Messenger RNA from Sardina pilchardus (European sardine), 2706 nucleotides. RefSeq names its product von Willebrand factor A domain-containing protein 5A-like. The record is from RefSeq and is a predicted model, not a curated record. The transcript is spliced from 20 exons. The coding region runs from base 67 to 2481 and encodes 804 amino acids. NCBI's taxonomy places the organism in Eukaryota, Metazoa, Chordata, Actinopteri, Clupeiformes, Clupeidae.
CGAUAGGCUACCAUUAAGAGCUGUUAGGCCUAUUAAUUGCUUGAAUCAAACAGCUGAAGCAUCGACAUGAAGAGCUGCUGUGGUUUGGUGACUGUCAAUAAUGAGCCAGUUCCUCUGAAGAGUGUGGAGGUAGAUGUGCAUGUAAAGGGACAUGUAGCCACAGUGACCUCCACUCUAGGGUAUGUAAAUGGAGAAGAGCGCCCCCUGGAGGCUGUGUUUGUGUUCCCUCUGCCUGGAGAAUGUGCCGUCUGCCACCUCAGCGCCAAGAUAGGAGACACAGAGGUGGUGGCAAAGCUGCAGGACAAGCAGAAGGCACGGGAGAAAUAUGAUGAUGCGUUGAGCUCGGGCCACCAGGCCUUCCUGUUGGAGGAGAGUGCUCAGAGCCCAGACGUGUUCCAGCUGAACGUGGGCAGCCUGCCUCCAGGAGAGAGUGCUGCCAUCACUCUGGUCUACAUCUCAGAGCUGGCCAUGCAAGCUGAUGACGCCCUGCGCUUCUGUCUGCCUGCUGUGCUCAACCCCCGCUACACACCCCAGGACAUGGACAGGAGUCAAAUGGCCACCGUGACUUCAGUCCCAGCUGAUACGGUGCCCUACACGUUGGCUCUCAGUGCUCAGCUGUCCUCCCCCCAGCCCAUCUCUAAAGUGGAGUCCAACUGUCAUCUGGAGCCACUGGCUUACCUCAACCCAGACAAAACACAAGCCACGGUGAGUCUCUCUCCAGGCCACCUGUUUGAUCGAGAUGUGGAGCUGCUGCUGUAUUACCAGGAUGCUCAUAAGCCCACUGCCAUAGUGGAGGCUGGACUGGACAGUGCUGAGCCAGGCUCCUUAAUGGGUGACCCUGUUGUAAUGAUCAGCAUUUACCCAGAGUUCCCUGCUGCAGCAACAUCCUCUCUUGCCACUUGUGGAGAGUUUAUUUUUGUGGUGGACCGAUCAGGGAGUAUGGACUGCAAGAUGCACUCAGGAAAAGAUGCAAAGAUGCGCAUAGAGAGUGCCAAGGACACUCUGCUCCUGCUCUUGAAGAGCCUACCCAUGGGCUGCUACUUCAACAUCUGCGGCUUUGGUUCUCAUUAUGAACAUUUCUUCCCAAAGAGUGUUGAGUACAACCAGAAGACAAUGGAUGAUGCUCUUAAGAAAGUGAAGGGAAUGGGUGCAGACAUGGGGGGCACUGAGAUUCUUCGGCCUCUGAAACACAUCUACAGCCAGCCCUGCAUCCCCAGUCACCCCAGACAGCUCUUCAUUUUCACUGAUGGAGAGGUGGGGAACACUAAGCAGGUUUUGGACUUGGUGAAGAUCAAUGGAAAUUCUCACCGGUGCUUCUCUUUUGGAAUCGGAGAGGGUGCCAGCACUGCUUUAAUCACAGGCCUGGCCAAGGAGGGCUCUGGGCAUGCUCAGUUUAUCACAGGAACAGACCGCAUGCAGCCCAAGGUGAUGCAGUCUCUCCGCUAUGCACUGCAGCCAGCAGUGAAGGACAUCUCUGUCCACUGGAACCUUCCAGAUGGUGGGUCAGUCACCACUUUGUCUCCUCCACUCAAAGUGCUCUUCCAUGGUCAAAGGGCCCUGCUGUAUGCCCAGCUCAAAGGAGAGAAUGCUGCGACUCCUGAAGGAUCUGUGACAAUACAGUACAACCUGUUGGAGGAGACGGUCAAGAACCAACUCAGCUUCUGCCUCAGACCCACAGGAGACACAGGACUGACUCUCCACCGGCUGGGGGCUCGAGCCCUGAUCCGCUCACUGGAGACGGAGGAGAGGGCAGCAGGACCAGAGGUGAAGGCCCUGAGAGAGAAGCUGCUGCAGCUCAGCCUGCAGUCUGGAGUCAGCUGCACACACACCGCCUUCAUCGCCAUCCACAAGGGCAGCGGACAGACUGUGCAGGGACCUCUGCUCCACAGACCUGUGCCAACGGCAGGAAUGUUUUUUGGUGCACCUAUGCCUAUGGCUAUGUGCUGUUCAAUGCCACCCCCCCAAAUGGCUCCAAUGGCUAGAAUGGCCCGAAUGGCUCCAAUGGUUGAAUUGUGUGGAAUGGCUCCAAUGGCUAGAAUGGCGGCAGCGCCUCCAAUGCCUCAAAUGUUCUGCGAUUCUGCAGAAGAUGAUGAUGGGACUUUUGAAGAUGAUGACGAUAUGUAUGAAAUGGCCCGAGCUCCACCAGAGUCUCCCACAGAUCCCCUCCUUCAGCUGAUCUCUCUCCAGAAAGCCUCGGGGUCAUGGGAAAUGGAGUCCUCCAUGGCCAAGGUGUUGGAGAAGACAGACGAUGAGUUGGACAAACUGAUGCCAGUGGGGGCAGACAAGGCUGUGUGGGCUACAGUUCUGGCUCUGCUUUGGCUCUAUGGUUUCCGUCUUGAUGCCAAGGAUGAAUGGCAGUUUGUAGCCAUGAAGGCAGCAUCCUGGAUUCAAGCUCAGAAAGUGGACUGUGUGUCUCAGUGUGUGCAGGCUGGAAAUGCUCUGCUGGGAUGUCAGCUGCAGCAGGAGACUCUGGGCCUCUGAGGACUUCACCACCUUACGUCAUGUGUGCUAGAGCUUUCAUUUGCUUCUGUCUGUGUAAUGGAACUAAUAUGCCCUCAUGUUUUUUUAAAGUUGUAUGUUUUAGCUUUUUAGCCUUUAUGUGAACAGUGAAGAGAUGACAGAAAAUGAGCUGUACAGAGGUGGGCACAAAUGUAACAAACUAAAAAUACUUGCUCAUGCAACAUAACAUAAUAAAAUGCAAAAUAA